Pterocles gutturalis (yellow-throated sandgrouse) is the source of this 572-nucleotide messenger RNA. Its product is annotated as perilipin-3-like. The transcript has 3 exons. The record is from RefSeq and is a predicted model, not a curated record. Gene Ontology annotation, biological process: lipid storage; positive regulation of triglyceride storage. Gene Ontology annotation, cellular component: lipid droplet; cytosol. NCBI's taxonomy places the organism in Eukaryota, Metazoa, Chordata, Aves, Pterocliformes, Pteroclidae. The annotation marks the transcript as partial.
UUUCCACCGCCAACGAAUAUGCCUGCAAGGGGCUGGACAAGCUGGAGGAGAAGCUGCCCAUCCUGCAGCAGCCCACGGAGAAGCUCAUCUCAGACACCAAGCAGCUGGUGACCUCCACGGUGACGGGGGCCAAGGAUGUCCUGACCAGCACGGUGGCCGGGGCCAAGGACGCGGUGACCAGCCGGGUGACGGGGGUGAUGGACAUGACCAUGGGGGCCGUGCAGGGCAGCAUGGAGCUCACCAAAUCGGCCGUGACCAGCGGCGUCAACACCGUCAUGGGCUCCACCGUGGGCCAGAUGGUGGUGAGCGGUGUGGGCUCCAUGCUGGAGAAGUCGGAGGAGCUGGUGGACCAUUACCUGCCCAUGACGGACGAGGAGCUGGCCAGGCUGGCCACGGCCGUGGAGGGCUUCGAACCGGAGCAGCAGAAGCAGCAGCAGAGCUACUUCGUGCGCCUGGGCUCCCUCUCGACCAAACUGCGGCACCGAGCCCUCCAGCACUCGCUGGCCAAGCUGCAGAGCGCCCGCCGCAGCAGCCAGGACCUGCUGGCCCAGCUCCAGUGCACCCUCGACCUG